AUGGACGGGGACGAUGAGCUUAUGGCCACGGUCUACCGCAAGAUCGAGCGGGAAAAGGCCCUUAUCAAUGCUGCAACCAAUAUGCGGCAGUCGACAGAUAAUCCCGCCGUGCAGCAACGAGUCGAUGCAAACAUCCGCGACAGCCGUAAGAAUAUCGUCUAUCUAGAGGAGAAGAUGCGGGAACUUCAGCUUCGCAAAAUGGGUCGUGAUGAUGGCCAGUCACCUUCCGAACAGCCUGGUUCUCCAACGAGCCCCCGAGGCGGUCCCCGUGGGUACAUCGGUGGACCCCCACUUCCACCAAAGGAUGAUACUGGUCGCUAUAUUCCAAAUGAUAGAGUUGACUAUGGGAGCGUUGGUCCGGGCGGGUAUAACUUGGGCGGAACUGGAGCCAUGUCUUCCCGUGUGCCAUAUGGUGACCCCAGACCUGAUGAUACUGUGCCAAAAGCACGACCAAAUUUUAGCAAAUUAGGCAAUUAUAUUUUCUGGGAUACAGAUUUGAUUAAAUACGAUACCCCAUAUCUUGGCCCCAAGAUCCAACUUAUGUUAUCGCAAUUAGAGUUCAAGCUAAGUGUUGAGAAACAGUACAAAGAUGGAAUUGAGAAGAUGGUACGAUUAUACCAAGACGAGGGAGAUCGAAAGAGCAGGGCGGACGCAGAGGGACGACGGAUUGAGAGCAUUCAGAAAAUCAGGCUUCUGAAGCAGGCCCUGAAACGAUACGAGGAUCUCCACAUUGAUAUUGCGUCCUCUACUGAUCAUCCUGACGAUGAGAGUUUGAAUUCACCAAAUAUUAGAAAACCGCUCACUGGUCAUUUAACAAUGCGCAUCCACGCGGUGAAAGAUGUCGAUCAUGCUGCAAGCUCUCGAUUUUCACGCGGCCCCGAAACAUUCGUUAUUAUGAAAGUGGAAGAUGCCAUAAAGGCAAAAACUAGAGCAACCCGCACUGAUAGAUGGACGGAAGAGACUUUUAGCGUGGAUAUUGACAAGGCGAACGAGAUAGAGCUAACUGUUUAUGACAAAUCUGGAGAUCGACCAACUCCGAUUGGAAUGCUUUGGAUUCGGAUAUCUGACAUCUCGGAAGAGAUGCGCCGGAAAAAGAUCGAGUCAGAAUUUAAUGCUUCUGGUUGGGUUUCCGCUGAUAAAAUGGAACAUGGUGGUAGCGGCGCUAUCAGACCAGAUGGUCACUUCCAUAGCACAAAUUCACAGACGUUUUCUGUUGGACCAAAAGGAGGAGAACCCAAUACUCAGAUGAAUCCCAAUGCAACAGUUAUGAUUGACUCGUGGUUUGCACUGGAGCCUGUCGGUAGAAUACACCUUACAAUGAGCUUUGCAAAGCAAUUGAAAGAUCGACGGCCAUUUGAUAUCGGUCUCAAUCGGCAAGGUGCUGUUCGUCAGAAGAAGGAAGAGGUACACGAGAAGCAGGGACAUAAGUUCAUCACACAGCAGUUCUACAACAUUAUGCGCUGUGCUCUCUGUGGAGAUUUCUUGAAGUAUGCCGCCGGUAUGCAGUGUUCAGACUGCAAGUACACAUGUCACAAGAAAUGUUACCCGAAAGUCGUCACCAAAUGUAUCAGUAAAGCGAAUUACGAAACGGAUCCAGAUGAAGAAAAAAUCAACCACCGUAUUCCCCACCGCUUCGAGGGUUAUUCGAAUAUCUCUGCCAGCUGGUGUUGCCACUGUGGCUAUCUGUUACCAUUUGGCCGCAAGAAUGCCAAAAAGUGCUCAGAAUGUAAUCUUACAUGCCACGCACAGUGUGCGCAUCUUGUACCUGACUUCUGCGGCAUGUCAAUGGAAGUUGCGAACCAAAUUUUGGAGACCCUCAUUAGGACCAAGAAUCAUAAUAAAUCCGCCUCAGCAGGAGGGACCGGAAUGAGUUCCCGCUCGUUACGUCCUGGUAGUCGCCCGCAACAAGGAAGUGAAGGUGGCCAGAAGCCACAGGAUACUGCAUAUGGACAACCACCAAAACCGGUUUCUGCGGAUGCGGUCAGCGCAGCCCAUAGCUCAUAUUCUCCUCAGACCCCUGUUGGACAGCCCAGACAGGGUCAACCUCACACCUCUACUUCGAACGCGGCAGCAGCAGCAGCCGCUGCUGUAGCAGGAAUGCGUCCAUCUUCACAACAGGGCUCAUCACCUUACGACAGAGCGCCGGAUUAUACCAGUGGAAGAUUAGGGGAGCGUCAUGGAAUGGAUCCUCGUAACGAUGUUGAUGCUGGCCGACAAACCCACCAGCAGCCGCUGCAACAUGCCCAUUACGACCCUAGCGCCUAUGCAAGUGUAAGCACGUACGGCCAGCAGCCACAACUACCGCCGUUACAGAUUUCACAACAAUCUACUCCCUAUGGCCUAGCUCAACACACACCAAUAUCUAACCAGAACUCUAUGGCAGGGCUUCCAAUGAAGGAAUCCCACUCAGGACCAGUUGUUACUCAGCAGACACAACCUCAGCAACCGAAGCCGAAGGUUGGCCUGGAUCACUUCAACUUCCUUGCUGUUCUUGGAAAGGGAAACUUUGGCAAGGUUAUGCUUGCUGAGACGAAGGCUUCCAAGAAGUUGUAUGCCAUCAAGGUUUUGAAGAAGGAAUUUAUCAUUGAACAUGAUGAAGUGGAGAGCACUAAGUCAGAAAAACGGGUGUUUUUGAUUGCUAACAAAGAACGACAUCCUUUCUUGCUCAAUCUCCAUGCCUGCUUCCAGACAGAGACCCGUGUGUACUUCGUUAUGGAGUAUAUUUCUGGUGGUGAUCUCAUGCUUCAUAUCCAACGUGGCCAAUUUGGCUUGAAGCGGGCACAGUUCUAUGCCGCUGAAGUCUGCUUGGCUCUGAAAUAUUUCCAUGAGAACGGUGUGAUCUAUCGUGAUCUGAAACUAGAUAAUAUUCUCCUGGCGCUUGAUGGUCACAUCAAGAUUGCAGAUUACGGCUUGUGUAAAGAGGAAAUGUGGUACGGUUGUACUACUAGUACAUUCUGUGGUACCCCUGAAUUUAUGGCUCCAGAAAUCCUUUUGGAUAAAAAAUAUGGCCGCGCAGUUGACUGGUGGGCAUUUGGGGUUCUCAUAUACCAGAUGCUUCUCCAACAAUCCCCGUUCCGUGGUGAAGACGAGGACGAAAUCUACGAUGCUAUUUUGGCAGAUGAGCCACUAUAUCCCAUUCACAUGCCGCGCGACUCAGUGUCAAUUUUGCAAAAGCUAUUGACUCGGGAACCGGAGAUGAGACUUGGAUCAGGCCCAACCGACGCUCAGGAGAUCAUGUCUCAUGCUUUCUUCCGGAAUGUCAACUGGGAUGAUAUAUACCAUAAGCGCGUACCGCCGCCAUUCUGCCCGACCAUCUCUAGUCCUACGGACACGAAUAACUUCGACCAAGAAUUUACGAGCGUAACACCGGUGUUAACACCUGUGCAAUCCGUCCUCUCACAAGCUAUGCAGGAGGAAUUCCGCGGUUUUUCAUAUUUCGCUGAUUUCGUAUAA
Molecule: messenger RNA, 3453 nt
Organism: Paracoccidioides lutzii Pb01
Product: protein kinase C
Exons: 8
Coding region: 1-3453 (1150 amino acids)
Biological process (GO): signal transduction; protein phosphorylation; fungal-type cell wall biogenesis
Molecular function (GO): ATP binding; diacylglycerol-dependent serine/threonine kinase activity
Source: RefSeq, a predicted model, not a curated record